This is a messenger RNA of Doryrhamphus excisus (bluestripe pipefish), 4486 nucleotides long. Lineage: Eukaryota; Metazoa; Chordata; Actinopteri; Syngnathiformes; Syngnathidae. The record is from RefSeq and is a predicted model, not a curated record.
CAAGCAUGUCCAAACUAAGCCCUGUGCGACCCUGGUUUCUCGAUACGCCCAUGUUCCCGACCUACCUGAGCAAAGACAGAAACGCUGCUGGUUCCACGUCAGGCAGUUCUAUUUCGGUCGAGGUCGUGGCCAUCCCUCCAUUGAACAUGGCAUCAAACACGGCACUGCCAGCGGCCAAAACAAACUUAUGGGCCGGUAUCCUCUGGGCCUGUCUGCCCUUCCCAACGACAAACCUGAUGUCGCUGAGCAGUUCAUUGUUGAAGAGGUAGGCGAAGCGCUCCUUCAGUGAGCUCUUCGUGGCCUGCCAGUUGUAAACAGGCUCCCGGUGAAGAGGGAGCACAGGCGGAGAGGCGGACGAGCCGAGAGUGGAGUUUGGCACAUUGGAGAGCGCCACUGAAGCUCCACUUUGAGCCGAGUUGGACGGUGUGUCUUGGACGUCACUGUUUGACGCCAAGCCGCUGCUACCGCCACAGGUCGCCAUAAUUACAGUUUUCCGCCUUUUUCUUUCCUGUGCACCGUCCGCACCUUACUUAUUUUUAUUUGUUUACGUGGUAGCCAUUGCUCUUUAGUGUCUAGACACUCACUAGCUCAGGCAAGCUAGCUAGCCAGUGUUGCGUCGCUCCAGAAAUGACGCAGGCGCAUAUUCGUUCAAAAUACUCCAAACUUUAUUGAUAUAACAAUCUUCGACAUGAAUCAGACAACAGCGAUUUGAACAGUAAAACAAAUUUCACCUCACAAUUGUCCACUCUGUUUUAUAUUUUGACAACAGAAUUGUUGUCGCUGUUACUGAUUACUGAAUAGCAAUUCUUAAUGGACCCCAUAUACACUAUGUGAAAAUAAGACAUGAGGAAGUGUACCUGAGUAUAGGGCAAUAGUAUUAGUAUACUAAUUGCCAAACAAAACAUCUAGAAAACAAUGAUUAAUACAAUGAGUAAUUAAUAUACAAGAAGAGAAGUAAUAUUCAACUUGAGAUAGCAUAAUCAAGGGUAACUGUAAUUUAUUUGUCAGUUGUUUAAACCAUGUAGUGCCACCCAUACAUUUAUGAUAACCAGAUCAAAAGGUAAUCCAUCCAUCUGUUUUCUAUACCGCUUAUCCUCAUUAGGGUCAUUAAGUAUGCUGGAGCCUAUCCCAGUUGACUUCGAGCAAGGUGGGUUACACCCUGGACUGGUCGCCAGCCAAUCAAAGGGCACAUAGAGAAAAUCAUUCAUACUCACAUUUAUACCUAUGGACAAUUUGGAGUCGCCAGACAACCUAAAAUCCGAGAAGGGGCCCAAACACAAAAUGGCUCUAGAGCCUGCAUACUUUUUUCUGACUCUCUGGAUUGUCAAACAUGGCGUGUCAUGAGCAUCUGUAUGGAGCAUAUGGUACAACUAUGUCAAUCAAAAAGGAAGGUGGCAACCCAUGUAAUAUUUUGUAGCCAAAAUAUAAUCAAAUAUAAGAAAAACGCAAAAUGGAACAAUAUUUACUGUUCAUGUAUGACUAAAUAAAUACUGUUUUUCACAACUUUACUGUCUUUUACCUAAAGUUGUUUAUUUUCAGUGAUCCAAUGCUUUAAAAUAUUAUAAAUAUUAACAGCAUUACUCUGCUACUUUUAUCCCCCGUUGAUGUUGCAACUUGUGGCCAUGAAUUUUUGUGACUACUGGCAUGCAAAAUCCACUGCUAGGUGGCAGUGUCUACACUUGUACUGACACAAGUACAAACCUUAGCAGCCAAUAAUGCAACAGGUUUGUACUUGUGUACUUGUGUCUGAGCAAAAGAGAGAGAGAGAGAGAGAGAGAGAGAGAGAGAGAGAGCAUAGAAGUGAUAAACUGACAGGCAGCUGUGCCAUUGCAACUAGAAAGAAAGUGGAAGUCAUGUUGAAAUAAUGUCAGGGAUGCACUGCAGACAUGGAGGUUAUCUGUGGCUAAGUUAGAUUACAGUUUUCAUUCUUGGACAAAGAAAAAAAAAGUGCUCAGCAAUGAGUGCGUCUGCAGGUACUGGUGUGUUUGUGUUCUCCUUGAUGUCCAUUCCAAUCUGCUACUUAUGCAAUUCCCUUAUUUACAACAACAGUGGUGAAGCCCUCUUCUUUGCUGGGUGUGCAACAGUUAUCUUCCUGGCCAUUUCUGUACGUUUGCUAGUCAAGAGAAAAGCUCCACUGAACUCUCUUUUCUAUGUGUAUGCACUCUAUGCAUUCUUCAGUGUGGUAAAUUUAAUCAUUGGGCUUGAGCAGGACAACAUCAUUGAUGGAUUUGUGACAUUUUACCUGAAAGAGGCAAAGCCGCACAUUAAUACUGCACAUGGGCAUAUGAUCGCCUAUUGGGAUGGCUGUGUGCAUUAUCUCAUGUAUCUCCUCAUGAUUGCAGCAAUUACGUGGGGGGAUGACUACAGAGCUAUUGGACUGUACUGGGUAGGGUCUUUUAUCAUGCGUGCCAUAAUCUACAUUCUUGGGAAUGCUGUUGGAAAAUAUGGUACGGAAAUUGGUCCUCUCUUCUUACUUCACAUGCUGUAUAUCUCAGUGGCAGUGUGGGCUUGCUUUCGCAUCUUUAGCCAACCUUCCACACAUAUAGUUGAGUUGAAGACCAUCCAGGAGGCUCAGAAGACAAGCCUGUUCCACAGACCCUUGGAUCUAUUUUUCAUUAUUUACCUGAUCCCAGCUAUGGGUUUCUGUGUCUUCAGAGGUUUGGUUUCCCUGGACUGUUCCAUCACAUUGUGCCAGUCCUACACACAGCACUAUGAACCAUACCUGAAAGACCCCUCUGCUUACCCUAAAAUACAGAUGCUGGUGAGUAUGCUGUACUCGGGACCAUACUACAUCAUGACUCUCUACGGCUUGUUGGUACCAGGAUGUGAAUGGAUGCCGGACCUGGCUCUUGUGCACUCAGGGGCAGUAGCACAAAAUGGUGCUCAAGUCUUGUGCUGGAAGACACAGCCAACCUAAUGAGAGCGGAAACUGUGUCGUUGUUGUUUCUAUAUGCUGCUGUUGUUGACGGAAGUAGCAUAAGCCGAUGUCCUAAAUCAAUGCGCCGAAGAGGGAAGUUUUGAUAAUGUUAUAACUCAUCAAAUACUCAUCAAAAUAUCAAAAGAUAAUAUAUUACAUGUUAUCAGUCCAGUUUUCUUUUAAGACUAUUGCAAAGUAUAAAAAUGUCAAUUGUGACGUUUAGCGGAAUGAGCAUCUUGGUUAAUGUUUUUUCAGAUACGGAGGUCACUGAAUGAUAAUAUAAUGUAACAACAGGCUAAUUAUAAAGGAAUAAAAUAUGCAAGUCAUCAGACCUGAGAAACAUUACAUAAAUAUAUUCUGUAACAUAUGACCAUAGUACUAAAUCUAAAAAUCAAAAUAGGGGAUCUGCCCAAACAUGAACUGUAGUGUAUGCAUGGUCUCAUUUUAGGUUACUGGUAUUCUUGAAUCCAAACUGCUAGCAGAUAGCGUGGCUGCUGUGAGAUCCAAACAGAACAAAGCAGCUGUUGUGUUGGAGUUGCAGGCUGACGCGUCACUCACCGGUGGGAUAAGGGCAGAAGCUGACUUCAGACCAGCAGGAAUGGUGGUAUUGGUGGUAUUCAUAUAAAUGUCAGCUGUUGAACAAAGCUAAUAAUAGGGCUGCUGAAGACCUGACAACUACGGUUGCUAUGAGACAUAUUCUGUGUCUUUUUUUUCUGUCAAAAGGUAACUGACUGACUUUACACUAACUGACUUUUCUAAAAGGAAUUUUUGAAUAAUUAAUUUGUUUAAAAGAUGAUAAUUAUUUGGUGUGUUAAUUCACUUAGCUUUGACUGCCUGAUUGCCAACUAGUAAGCCCACAUGCUACUGCCAUUUACGGUGUACUUUAUUAUUAAGUCAUUUACAAUAAGACUCCGUUUUGCGAAGUUUAGUAGCUCAUUGUUAAAAAAAAAAUGUUACAGAAGAUGCUUUAGCUUCCGCAAUAGUUAAUAUUAUUAUUGAAACUAAAGCUGUUUAACAAGACACUAACAAUACCUGUAUUGUAAAGUGGUGCCAAAACAAAAUUUUUAAUUAAGUGCAUAUAUACUUGAAAUUAACCUUAAUCACCCAAACAGCAAUAUGAGACAGUGUGUACAGUGUCAGCUCAUUAAAGGUGUUGUCAACCCUACAUGACAGAGCACACAUGUAGUGUUUGCUGCAGGUUUUAAGGAAAACCGAUCGGUUUUUGUGAUUGGCUUUGAACGGCAUGUAUCGGCAUAUGACGAUCACCCGUUUUUUAAGGAAAUCGUCCAAUAGUGAUAAAUAUUUGAUACUGAUUUAUAUAUAUGUAAAUGCAUAUACAAUGCAUUUAUACAAAUGUAGAGCUCCGGUAAAAUAUGUUCAUCCAAUACAAAAAUCUUUUCCCCCUUUUCUCCACUUGACAGGCUCAGUUUUCUCAUAUCGGCGCCUCUCUUCACACACGUACGCCGUUCUCCUACAGAGUGCCUGCUGAAAGCCAAGCUGUCUUCUUGGUGGUCAAUGUGUUGUAUGCUGUGGUGCCUCAGGCUCUGUGCUACCGCUGCAUUACAAGGC